Molecule: messenger RNA, 1236 nt
Organism: Aspergillus thermomutatus
Lineage: Eukaryota; Fungi; Ascomycota; Eurotiomycetes; Eurotiales; Aspergillaceae
Exons: 2
Coding region: 1-1236 (411 amino acids)
Source: RefSeq, a predicted model, not a curated record
AUGGCCUCACCAGAUCUGGAUCUGGAUGUCGCUCCCAUCCCUCGGUCUCGGGAGGAAAACCAAGAAAGAGCCUUCAUUGCUGCCUCCAGACGCAAAGAUCGAAGCUUAGAUGCUCGUCUGGAAUCAGCCAAUCGGGCCUCGAUGCUGCACAAAAAGCGCACGGGGAAAGCCCUCCACAUCACGAAAGAAAUCGUUGAACGCGAGGCCAUGUAUGAGGAAAUUGACGAGCGCUACCAAGAGAAGCGUAUCCGUAUGCUGCAAGCGCAGAACCUGCACAUCGAAGAGCAGUUGAACCGACAACUGCUGGCGGCGCUGGCCGUCCGAACCAACGGCAUUCAACAACGCCGUGCUGCCAGCUCAAACGCUCACGGUCCAGUGAAUGGCGUGCGCAAGAUGAGCCUGGACCUAUCCGGCCUUCGUUCGUCUUUCUCUGAGAGCACGCCGACGGGGGCAAUGACCAGUCCCAUGGUGAUGGAUCAUCAUAGCUACAUGCUGCCCCCCUCGUAUAACGUUAGCCCACAGUCAUCCUGCGUGGCACCCGAGGCGUCGUAUCCCGAGAUGGUCCCCGGCUCCUCGUCGACUCAGAUUCCAUCAUACCUUGCCAAUGCCGCUCAACAGACCCCCACGUCGCCUCAACAGCAGGCGGCCGGCCCGCAGCAAUUCCGCCCGUCUUGGGCAGGCUUCCAACCACAACAAUAUCAGGAGCAACUGCAACAGCAUCCCCAAUUCUGGAACGGUGUUCCGACACGGCAGUUCAGAGAUCGUCUGGCUUCGGCUCCAGAGAUUCCUGUGCACGGUCUCCCGUCCGUUGUGCCUGCCGCCCCUGAUACCACGACUCUGGCUGACGCCACCUACGGACGGGUGUCACAUCACACUAGAGUCCGGUCAGAGCCCGACCGGCAGUUCCUGGCUCAAGCAAGAUUUUCCGCUUCGGGGUCGAGCUCGCCCAAAAUGGAGAUGGUCUCCACCGAGACCCUGUCGACCCCCGAUCUGUGCGCAACUCCUGGAACGCCCCACUCGCCCACUUCGAUGGGCAAUGACGCAGCGCAUUUGGAGCUCGAGGCAGGGAACAAGGAGGGCGAGGUUGUAUUCUCUUCGCACCAGGGACUCGAUCCUGACUAUGAUGAGUUCAGCCGCUUUGCUUGGGGAUUAGGCAACGACGCACCGAUCCAAGAUCGGGAGACCUUCGGGUUUGACGACUACGUUGCAUUGGACGAAUUCACGGCCACCGCUUAA